Messenger RNA from Hymenoscyphus albidus, 1512 nucleotides. NCBI's taxonomy places the organism in Eukaryota, Fungi, Ascomycota, Leotiomycetes, Helotiales, Helotiaceae. The record is from the annotation of a GenBank genome assembly.
AUGCCGAGUGCACAAUCACCCACUCUUCGUAUCGCGAUUAUUGGUGGAGGACCUGGUGGACUAGGAAGUGCAAUUGCACUCUCUUCUCUCCCAAAUGUCAAGGUAACCCUUUAUGAACAAGCGAAGGAAUUGAGAGAGAUCGGUGCUGGAAUCAGAAUUGGGUUUAAUUGUUGGAAAGUCCUUGGAUUACUGGGUGCAGAUAAGGAUGUGAAGGGUCAUUUGAAGACAAGUGUUUUUCAUAGGUUGGUAAUCAUCUUAUUUUUUGCUUAUAAUCCUCAGCGAGGAACAUCGGAAAGCAUGUGAACUAAUAGAUCAUCAGAAAUGGUUUGACUGGCGAGGUUGUAAAAGCCUCGCCUCCUUCAACUCGGCUCCUUUACUAUCAACCUCAACGAGUUCGAAGGACUCGUCUCCAAUCGUCACUAAUAUCUCAAGUCCCAGAAGGAAUCAUCAAACUAAACAAACGACUUUCCAUGGUUGAAGACCUCAAAAAAGACGGAAUCCGUCUUACCUUCGAAGACAACACAGUAGCAAUAGCAGACUUGCUCGUUGGCGCCGACGGGAUUCGCUCGGUUCGCACCACCCCCUUCUUUCAUUCCCUCUCUUAACAAAAGGCAUUAGGUAGUAAGACAACAAACACAUCUUUCCCACACACGCGAUAAAGUUCACAGGCAGCACCAUUUUCCGUGUCUUAAUUCCUGCAUCUUCAAUAUCCCAUAUUCCCUCACUUCUUCCCCAAACCCAAUGGUGGCACGGCCCUACCGGCCACAUCUACGGUUCUCUCGUCGACGAUCCCACAGAAACUCUCGAAGAAGACCAGAAAUUCGAGAUUGCUGCGAGGAAACUGGUGGAUCCCGCUACGGAUGUGGGCAAGAAAUUUAGUUGGGGCAUUCCAGCUUCCAAUUCUCGCGUUGAGAGCUUUUUUACGGUAUGAGUCUUUCUUCCCCCUUAAUCAAGGAAAUGAAAGUGACGAAAGUAGGACUACGAUCCCAGAAUCCGUGAAGCGCUUUCUCAGGCCCCGGAAGGUUCUUGACGUGAGUUCUCAGCCUUUGCUGGUCCCCGUCUUGAGGAACUUACGGCGUGGGAUGGGAAGGUCGUUUUAAUUGGUGAUGCGAGUCAUCGUCUUUCUGGGGCCUUUGGAUCCGGGGCUGCGUUUGCAUUGGAAGAUGGGUAGAUUUUGGUGCGUGCUAUUGAGUUCUCGCGCGAGAAUGGGGUAAGUGCUGCGGAGAUCUUUCAUGGGAUUAGAAGUCCUUACUACAAGAGGAUGUACGUUUAUAUCUCCGAUUCUUGGUACUUUUCUUGGGUUAAUGAAUGCUGUUGAAUAGGUAUGAGUAUUUGGAUGCUCAGAAGUCAAAGAUUGAGCAGGCGAAAAAGGUAUCGAGCGAUCAGACUUUUGCUGCGAGUUUGAAGCAUAGAAUUAAUUCUUUUGGUGGCGAGGAGACUUUGAAUUGGAUUUAUGGGAAUGAUAUUGAGGAGGUUUGGAAAAAGUUUGUUGAGGAACGUAAGACAGACUAG